This is a messenger RNA of Cinara cedri, 6587 nucleotides long. The record is from the annotation of a GenBank genome assembly. Lineage: Eukaryota; Metazoa; Arthropoda; Insecta; Hemiptera; Aphididae.
UUAUUAUUUUAAUAAUUAUUUUAUGUAAACUACCUAAUACAAUUUGUUAAUUAAGUCCGAUAUUGUUUUGACGAUUUAUUUAAAAUAUAAUAAUUGUAAAUGAUUAUUGAAAAUAUUCAAUAACAUUAACAUUCAACGGAAAAUUCAAAUGAUAUUGUUUAGAACUACUUAUUUCUUAGAUAGACGACAGUAUAUUGCAUUAUGUUGAAAUAUAAAUUUUAAUAGAGAUAUUUCAAAUCAUCGCAACUAUACAAUGACAAACUCACUACAGGGAAUAGAUAGAACAAAUAAAAAGAUAAUUUUGCAUAUAAUUUCAGGUUAGAACAUUUAAUUUAAAUUAAUGUCAAAUUAGCAAAGAAGUUAUUUUUUAUUCAUGUCUAUGUGUAAAUUGUUACAACUGUCAGCCAAUACGCUGAUAAAUAAUACUUUUACAAUGUGCACAGAUAAUUAUUUUAAUAUAGAAAUAUAUUGUAUUUACUAAAGUUUAAGAUAAAGAAUGAGUAUGUAAGAGGUAUCUUUGAUAGACAAAAUGAGAAAAAAUGAGACUAAGAUGGUUUGGGCAUGUCAUGAGGACAGAGAAAUCAGAAGCAAUACAAAUUAUAAUAAAAAUAAACAUAGAAAAAAGAGGAGUGAGAAAAACCAAAAAUGAAGUAGUUGGAUGUGAUUGUGAAUGAUAUUGAGUCAGUGGUUGAUCCAAAGAUGAUGUGGGAGAUCAGGUAAAAUGGAAUUUUGGGACGAAGGUAGCCGACCCAAAAUAGUUAGAAUGGAGACGAAUGGCAAGAAAAACAUUGUACUUACACAUUGGUAGUAAUCGAUAAAAAAUGUUUCUUUUUUUAAUAGUAAAAAACCUUGAUGAUACUUAAAUUAGGUAGUAGUAUCACGAGGCUCCAACUUCCAUCAUACCAUCACAACUUAGACAUAUAAUUAUAAAGAUUACCUAUUGUAAAUAUAAAUUAGGGAAUGUACCUACAUUUAAAAAGAAAAAAUUAUGACACUUGACCUAUUAUUACCUGAUUUGGUUAUAAAUGCUUUGUUUUAUCAUCUUUAUAAAUAAAUAUAUAUAUAUAUUAAUUGAAUAUUUUUAUGCUGUUAUAUCAGAGAUGGUCUGGCAGAAAAAAUCAAGUCAGGAAACUAUUUUAUGCAAACUAUAUUUUUACAAUAAUUACACAAAACUAAUUGAAAUACAAUUUUAUGAUAUCUAACAGUUUUUUUCAAUCAAUUUUUUGUCCUAGCAUUUUGCGAAAAAAUUCUACUUUGAAAAAUUUCAAUUGAGGGUCUAAAUCUCUGCCUCACCUUUAGAGUUCCCCUCUGGAAAAUAUUAAAAUCACAAUGAUUCACCCUCUUGCAAUGGACCUAUUAUAGUUCUAUAACAUGACCAAACCGUACAGGUUUUGUGUUCUUAUAUCGAUAUAUAUCUAUCUAUCUAUAUAUUAGUUAUUAAAAACUUGUUGCAAAUGUGAUUUCAUCUGAUCCUUCCCCUCAAAAUUAAAUUAUAGACACCUGUGCCCCUAAGCUACGACCUGAAAUAUAAAUAUUUUUGUAUAGCAAAAAAAAAUGAAUUAAUAAUUUACUUUGUACUAAUUAAAUACUAAACAAAUGUAUUUUAGAUGUAUUUAACUUAAAAAUAUCAAAAAAACUUAAAAUAAAUAUAAGCCAUUCUAAUUAACAGUUCAUCAAGAUUUUCUUGGUUAUAUAGUGGAGCCAGACCAUCCCUGUAUUAUUUUGUUCCUCUGAAAAAUAAAAUUAUAACAAUCAUUUGAAGUAGUAAAUAAUAAAAAAAGGACAUACUCACACGUGGAUGCAGCUUCUGUUAUAGGUGGGUAUUUGGGAAGGUAUGAUACAGAAGAUAAUUUAAUGUACAUUUGUAAGCAAGGAUAAACCAUUUUGAAUGGAGUUCAGUUGAUAAUGAUGCUUAAGUAUAGAAUAAAAAAAUAUAGUACAAAGAUUAAUAGUUAAAAGAAUAUAUUGAAAUCAAAAUUUAUUUUAUUUUAAUAUAGCUCGGUCUAUCGUAUUACUUUUUCAACAAUGUGCAUUUCCACAACAACAACGAUUAUUAAAAAAGAUUUAGAAUAAUAAAAACUUAAUAACAAAAAAUAAAUAAAACCGGUUGCCAAUGAUAAUUUUAUUUUAAUCUUUCAAUUUUUUUUUAACCUAAAGAAUCAGGGUUUCACAUUAUCUCAAAUAUUAAUGAGAAUUUCAAAAAAUGACCUCCCUAAGGUACCACCAGAGAACAUUUCCUUUCAGAAAAGGUGCUAUACUUGAUGAUCGGAGUAAGCUAUCUGGUAGAAAAUAUUCACAUAAAAAUAAAAUAAUAAACCUCAUUGUAAAAUAAAUUCCUCACUCCGCUCAGUCUAAAUAGUGUUUAAUCACAAAUUAUUGUUUACAAUAAAAUUCAUAGUUUGUUAAAAAUUUCAAAAAUGAUUUUUUUUAUAACGUUAUAAAUUAUAGAUUAUUUUAGUAGUUUAAUGUUAAUUUAUUAUUAUUAAUUCUAAUAUAAAAAUUGUAUUCUUUAGACUUAUACAAAUCACAAAUAAAACAAAACUCAUUAGUCAAUAGUAUAAUUAAUUAAGUAUUUUUAAACAAUAUUAUUACAAUUUAUGAUGAUAUCUAAGAUAUAAAUGAAUGUUUUAGCCUAUGGAUUUGGUCUGGUCAAAGGAUCAAUUGUAGUACAUGCAACAUUAAUGAACAUUCAACAAGAAACUCCCAUAAUUCCUGUCAACAACAAUGAGUUAAAAAUAUAUAAUGAAAUUAUAUGGUACCUAGAUACCCUUACUCUGAAAAAGUAAUAUUAAAUUAUUAUUUAUGUAUAACAGUUUCGUGUAACUAACUAUAAUUUAAUAUUUUCCAUUAAGAUUAAAAAUGUCAAAUACAUCUGUUAAAAUCGAAUGUAUUCAUAUACCAGCCAACAAAUCUAGUUCAAAUGAAAAGCUUGGAUAUCUUUUGUUUAAUUUAAAAGAUGCUCAAACAAUUAAUUCCAUAUCUAAUGAUCGUGUAAGUAAUGUUUAUCUCAUCCAUUUAUACAACAAUCUUACAUUAUUUAAAAGAUAAUGUUAGAAUAUUUUUCUAUUCUAUAAAUAGUUAUUAAUAAUAUUCUAACAUUUUAGAUAGAAAAUAAAUCCUACAAAUUAAUAGGAUCAAAAAAUUGUAGUUACACUCUUACUAUUUCAUUAAGAAUUGAAGAUUUCAUUGUAAAGACUAUUAAAACACCUCCUAAACAAAUUAAACACUUGCAAUUGAUUAAUAACAAAAACAUAAAAGAUAAAACAAAUUAUUUACAGAAAGGUAUGUAAAAUAACCAUAUAGGUAUUAGCUAUUAUAAUAAUAUCUAGAACUUUACUUGUAACUCUGAACACUUGUGCAUGUUAGAAUAUUAUAUUUUGGUUGAAAAUAAAUCAAAUUUAAUAAAAAGUAAUUUAAUAUAUAUUACUUACAACUGAAGAGAAUUUCUAUAUGAUCUCUUUAUAGUGAGGUAUUUAUGCAUUUUACAAUUUUUAUUAUAUUAUAUUAAUAUGUGAAAAUCAUUAAUAAGAAAAAUGUAUUAUUUUUUUAUAAUUGAAGUAAAUAAAAGUGUUGAAGAAAAUACAAAUUUAAAAGAAAAUAUUGAAAUAGAUUUGCCAAAAAGUGAUGUUAAUAUAUUAGAACAAACAGAAUAUUUACCAACAAAAGAAGAAUCAAUGUAAUUUUUUUUUUAUUGUUUAAUUAUAUAUUUAUAGUUUUCUGUACUCUAGGCAUAUUAAGAGUAUGACUGGUUGUACAGAUAAGACAACAAAACAACUAUUGUAUAUAAUGGUGAUUAAAUACUUGGAGAAUCGAUUAGCGACUGGCUGUGUACAACAAAUGUUAAAUUGUCUAUUACCCAGUCGUACUCUUAAAGUGAUAUAAGUACAUAUAAUCAAAUAAAUUAUGAUUUAUUUAAUAGAUACAAUAUUUUUUACUAGAAAUGUAUUCACAUCUGAUGUACAACAAAAAAUAAUUGAAGAAUUGGAAGUUUGGAAAGAUAAACAAAUGACUUUAUUUAAAGAAAAGGUGAAAAUGAAACUUUUAUUCAGUGGUUUUCUUAAAGGAUUUUAAGUGAAUUUGAUUUCUGUGAUUUUAGAUUCUGAGCUUAGCAAGGAAAAGGAAUAUAUUGGUUUUAUUAUAGAUGGUUUUUAAUAUUUUUGUGUCUGAGCAAACUAAUAGAAAUCUUGCUCUAAUGAAAAAAUAACAAGAGACAUUUGUUUCAUUUUAAAUCUAGCUGGUGCAUUGAAGGUUAUAUUUUGAUUUUUCCAAUGGUUUUUGUAAUAUUUGAAAAAACCAAUAAAAAGAAACCUUAUAGUAAAAAUGAUAAAAUUUUUUUAUGUCACAUACUUAUUUAUUGUAAUUUAAUCUAUUGUUUUAUUAAUUGUAGAGGCUUUAUAAUUUUAAAACAUUCUUAAGAUUUUUGACGUUUUCAAAUUAUUUUAGUUUUUAUUUGGUAGGUAUUUUGUCAAAAAAAAUUGUUUGACCGAACAGGAAUGUUUGACAAUUUAAUAUAGGGUUCAUUAUAUGUUCUGAGUGGUAGUAAAAAAAAAAAGUUGUAGUAGUAGUUUUUAUUUUAGAGUAGUUUUAAAAUCAAAUUUUGGUAAAAAUCAAGCAAUUAACAGUAUUUCAAAACAUGUACAACCAAACUUUGCUCAGAAUCAUAUUAUUUUGUUAGUUUAGCAAUGAUUUAUAAUUAUAUAGAUAAUAACUGUAUUCUACAUUCUCAACUUUUUUUUUAUUGAAUCUGUGUAUAGAUAAAAAUUAAGGAAGAACAAUUGUUAAAGGAAUUUAACAAAAAAUGGUUAGAUGAUAGAAAACGUAUCGAAGAAGAUCUUACCAAUGAAAUAUCAAAAUGUAAAGCAUUAGCUGAAAAUGUGGAUAAAAUGGCUGACAUGUUAAAGGAAAGGGAAACUAUAGUUACAGCUAAAGAACUAGAAGUAUAUUAACAAAUUUUGUAUUCUUAACUGAGUUUUUUUUAAUUUAAUUAAUUUUAAUAUUUUAUAGUUAGCUUGUAAAAAAGAUUGUAUAGAUAAUAAAUACAUAAGUUUAGUGCAAAAUGUUCAGUCUUCUAAUGGACAGACAUUUAAUGAGCUCAAUAAUAAAAUCUUUGAACUAACGACAAAAUUGCAAGAUUCAGAAAAAAUGAAUAUUUUAUUAAAAAAAGAAAAUAAACAGUUAAAAAAUGAUUUUAAUACCAACUAUGGCAUUCAAAUACAACAUUUGGAAAAUAAAAUUGUAUGUACUUAUUUAAAAUAUGUAUAUUAUAUUACACGUAUUUAAAUAAUAAAUAAAUAAAUAUGUUUAGUCAAAUUUAGAGAGUAAAUAUGCAGAAGCUAAUCAGUCUUGUAUGUUUUUCAAAGAACGGUGGAUAACAUCUGUUAGAAAAAUUAAUCAAAUAUUAUCUAGUAAGCUUUAUGAAAGUAAAACCAAUGAACAUUUACUAAACAAGAGACAAAAGUAAGCAUAAAAGAAAAAAUUUAUUUUUGCAAUAUACAUGAUUUUAGAAUUAAAUAUAGUUUUCUAGGUUUACAAACAAAUUUAAUUUUAAAAUAUAUUUUUUUAGUGUUCAAAAUAUAUUAACUAAUCAAUUGGUAGAAAGGCAACAAGAUGAAGAUAAAAUAAAACAACUUUUAAAUAAAUUGUCACAAGAUAUGACAAAUAUCAAUUAUUUGAGUCCAUGAAAAACUUAAGUACCAACAUGAAGUACUUUAAAAUAUAUUAUAUUUCUUAUUUUUCUUAAUUCAAUUUACAUAUAUUUAUAUACAAGAUAAAAAUAGCGUAAUAGAUUUAUUAACUACAUAUCUAAUAUUUAAAUUUUUUUUUUUAAGUCACUUAUUUUUAUUAUUAAAAUUAGUGUAAGAAUUAUUAUUAUUAAAUAUUAAUUUAACUAAUAAAAUUUUACUACAGUUUAAAUUAUAGUAAAACUUCUAUAUAACGGUCACCAAAGGGACCAAAAUAAUGACCGCUAUAUAGAGGUGAACGUUAGCGGAAGUUUUUCUUUAAUAUUUAUGUAUCUAUUUUUCUUUUCCUCUUUUUUUUUUAUGACGACUGGUUGUUUCCCUUGCAAUAUUUUGGUACCUAAGUUAGGUUAGAUAGAUGGGUUGAUACAAAUUGUAAUAAUUGUAUUACUAACUUUACAAAAAUUAUUGGAACUCAAAUAAAAUAUUGUAUAAUCCAAGUUAUAUUUCAAGGUAAAUACAGCAAAUUGAUAAGAUUACAGUAAAAAUCCAAAUAAAUAAACCUUAACACUACAUGUUUGACUUAAAACAAAGUAAAAGCUAUUUGAAAUCUAGAAAAUGUAAUGAAUCUAUUUAAGAAUAAUCAUAGUUGAUAAGACAAAGAAAAUGGCAAGAAUGAAUAACAGACGAUGACCAACAGGGUGCAUUCCACCAGGUCAUGUCUUACAUGUAAGACGAUAAAUUAGAUUAGAUCAGUAGUAAGAAAAACCAAGGUUCCCAACCUCUUAAAUUCUAUUCUCCUUUUUUAGAUUUUCAAAAAUUGUGUGCCCCAUAAAUUAAAAAUCUAAAAACUUUUAUUUGUAUACUUGACAAAUAGAUUGUACAAUAUUUGUAAUAAAUAUUUAUUUA